AAUGGAUAAUUCGACUUAUUUACAAGCUGAAAAUGAUGCAUUUUGACGGAAUAUAUUUAACUAGACACGUCUAUAUUAUAAUAAAACAAUACUUAAUCCUAAUUCAUCCAUUAAUAUACCGUGCUGUGUAAGCUGAUUCUCCGGGCGGGACUUCGUUUUACUGUAUCCGGGCAGCCGUUUGAAUAAGAAAUAACUUUAAUAAGAUUUGAAUACGACCAAAAAAAAUACAUGUCAUGUUAUAUUAUUGUUAAGUAGGUAAAAUGUUUGUGUUUCGUCAUGUAGUUGUUUAACGUGGUGUGUUUUUGGCCGGAGCGAGGCGGAGUUGGCUCGGUCCCCUUUUUUGAAUUUUUUUCCCCUGCCCUUUGAACGUUCCAUGGUGCCUUGCGUCAGUUUGUAACGAAUUUGGUUCGACAGCACAGUUUAGGCGCCAUUUACAAGUCGGAGUUUUCAAGUAAGAGAGCCACUCGGGAUGACACGGGACUAAAAGUUUGUGGAUUAUAUUUACAACUCACUGGAUUAACGAAUACUUUUGGCGCUGUCGUGAUUUGGAUCAGUAAAGAAGACUUUUGACAAGUCGUGUCCGCAUCGUGGAAGAUCGCAAAUCAUGCCAUCUAAAACUGCAAAAAGCUCAACUGCAUCCGCCAAGCCAAGAGGGAAAGGGUCGCAGCCUCGGGAUGACUCCGAAGACGAGCUGGAUGUACCCCCUCAAGAAACCAACUCCAAUGGCCAAGAGGAGGCACCGCCGACAACUGAUCCGUCACACGGGGAAGCUGCCGAGGCGGUUGAUAAUCGAAGUUUGGAGGAGAUUCUCGGUAGCAUCCCUCCACCCCCGCCCCCAGCAAUGACCAAUGAACCGGGCGCUCCUCGCCUCAUGAUAACGCAUUUAGUUAAUCGCAACUUUAAAUCGUAUGCAGGCGAGCAGAUUCUGGGGCCUUUUCACAAGCGUUUUUCAUGCAUCAUUGGCCCAAAUGGAAGUGGGAAGUCCAACGUGAUAGAUUCAAUGCUCUUUGUGUUCGGAUACAGAGCUCAAAAGAUCCGAUCCAAAAAGCUCUCAGUACUGAUUCACAGCUCUGAUAAACACAAAGAUGUGCAAAGCUGCACUGUGGAGGUGCAUUUUCAAAAGAUUAUUGAUAAGGAAGGAGAUGACUACGAAGUCAUCCCCAACAGCAAGUUCUAUGUUUCCAGGACUGCCAACAAAGACAACUCCUCAGCCUACCAUAUCAAUGGCAAGAAAAGCACAUUCAAAGAAGUCGGGGCUUUACUCCGAAGCCAUGGUAUUGACCUAGACCACAACAGAUUUCUGAUCUUACAGGGCGAGGUGGAGCAGAUCGCCAUGAUGAAGCCCAAAGGUCAGACGGAGCAUGAUGAGGGGAUGCUUGAGUACCUGGAGGACAUCAUCGGGUCAUGCCGCCUCAAGGAGCCCAUCCUGACCCUGGCGCGCCGCAUCGAGCUGCUCAAUGAGCAGAGAGGAGAGAAGCUGAACCGAGUGAAGCUUGUAGAAAAGGAGAAGAAUGCUCUGGAGGGAGAGAGGAACAAAGCUGUGGAGUUCCUCACCCUGGAGAAUGACAUUUUCAAACACAAAAGUCGACUCUGCCAGUAUUAUGUCCAUGAUCUGCAGAAGCGUGUGGUGGAUAAGGAGCAGGAGAAGCAGAAGAUCUUGGAUGACACCAAGGAGCUCACCGGGAAAAAUGCAAAGAUAUCAGAGGAGACGGAGAAAAUGAACCAAGAGCUGAAGAAUGUGGAGAAGAAACAAAAUAAGCUCAACAAGUACAUUGAGACCCAGAAGGAGAAGUUCACCCAGCUGGACCUGCAGGAUGUUGAAGUGCGUGAGAAGAUUAAACACUCCAAGAGCAAGAACAAGAAACUGCAGAAGCAGCUGGAAAAGGAAAAAGAAAAGCUGGAGGAAGUGCGCGGUGUGCCAGCCAACAGUGAGAAAGCAAUCUCUGAGGCGACAGUUCGCAAGGAGGAGCUGGAGAAGAAGAAGGUGAAGGAAGAGGAAAAACUGAAAGGCGUGAUGGAGAGUCUGAAGGAAGAGACCAGUGGCCUGCAGCAGGACAAAGAGACCAAAGAGAAAGAACUGAUGGAGCUCAGCAAGGCUGUAAACGAGACCCGCUCCCGGAUGGACAUCGCUCAGUCUGAGCUUGACAUCUACCUCAGUCGCCACAAUACGGCAGUGACCCAGCUUAACACCGCCAAGCAGACGCUUCAGACGACCUCUGACACACUGCGGGAGCGCCGUCCUGCCAUCAAAGACCUAGAGGUCAAAAUACCUCAGAAAGAAAAGGAGCUCAAGAAGGAUGAGGGAGAGCUGGAGCAGCUGAUGAAGAUGGAUUGUGAGACCAGGGAGGUGGUGAGGGAGAUGAGGCAGAAGGUGGACGAAGCCAAGAGCUCUCUGUCCUCCAACCGCAGUCGAGGAAAGGUCCUGGAUGCUCUCAUGCAGCAGAAGAGGAGUGGACGAAUUCCAGGCAUCUUCGGGAGACUGGGAGAUCUCGGAGCCAUAGAGGAGAAGUAUGAUGUCGCCAUUUCCUCCAGCUGUGGUGCUCUGGACAACAUUGUAGUGGACACUAUUGACACAGCCCAGAAAUGUGUGACAUUCCUCAAAGAACAGAACAUCGGGGUGGCCACCUUCAUUGGCCUGGACAAGAUGAAGGUGUGGGAGAGGAACACGGCUCCCAUCCGCACUCCAGAGGACAGCCCUCGCCUCUUCGACAUGGUGCGAGUGAAAGAUGAAAGCGUGCGGCCAGCUUUCUACUUCGCCCUCAGGGACACUCUGGUGGCCCAGGACAUGGAGCAGGCCACGAGGAUGGCCUUCCAGAAAGACCGGCGCUGGAGAGUGGUCACCCUGAAGGGGCAGAUCAUCGAGAUGGCAGGAACCAUGACUGGUGGAGGAAGAGUACUGAAAGGCAGGAUGGGCACCUCUCUUGGCACUGAGAUUUCCCAGGAUGAGCUUGACCGUAUGGAGAGUAAGCUGAACGAGAAAGUGUCGAGGCUGCAGGGCUGCCAGGAGAGAAAGCUGCAGCUCGAAGAGAGCGUCCAGCGACUGCGGCAGCAGCUCAGAGAUAUGAAGAACACUCUGGAGAAAUACUCCAACAGCAUGACUAGUCUGGCUGACCAGGAGGCUCACUUGAAACUUCAGAUUAAGGAACUUGAAGCCAAUGUGUUGGCUGCUGCCCCAGACAAGGCCAAACAGAAACAGAUGGAGAAGAGCCUGGAGGCCUUCAAGAAAGACUUUGAUGCAGCCUCCAGUAAGGCUGGGAAGGUGGAGAACGAGGUGAAGCGUCUCCACAACCUGAUCAUAGACAUCAACAGCCACAAGCUGAAGGCUCAGCAGGACAAGCUGGACAAAGUCAACAAGGAGCUGGACGACUGCUCCUCCACUAUUACCAAGGCUCAGGUGGCCAUAAAGACGGCUGACCGAAACCUGAAGAAGUGUGAGGAGAGCGUGAAUCGCUUGCAGAGUGAGCAGGAGGAGAAUGAGAAGGCAAUGGUUGAGUUCACAGAACAGCUGAAGAAGCUGGAGGAGGAGGCCGGGGAGAUCAUAAAGACCUGCCAGGAUGCCGAGGCUGCUCUUCCUGAAGUACAGGAGCAGUACCAGGGGGUGCUGAAGGAGAUCAAGGUCCUGCAGCAGCAGGAGCACGCACUGCAGGAGGAGUCCCUCAGCGUCCGGCUCCGCAUUGAGCAGAUUGAGACCUCCAUGACAGAACACAGCAACAAGAUCAAACACUGGCAGAAAGAGGCCACCAAGCUGUCUCUUCACACCAUCGAGGACAAACCAGCAGAGGAACUUCCUGUUCUCACACCCGCCGAACUCUCUGAAAUCUCUGAUCCAAAUGUCAUCAUAAACAAGAUGACCAUGUUAGAGUCCCAGUGUGCUCAGAUGAAACCCAACCUCGGAGCCAUCGUUGAGUACAAGAAGAAGGAGGAGCUGUACCUGCAGCGUGUGGCUCAGCUGGACGAGAUCACCACAGAGAGAGACAACUUCAAACGGGGCUACGAGGACCUGCGCAAGCAGCGCCUCAACGAGUUCAUGACUGGAUUCAACAUGAUAACCAACAAGCUCAAGGAGAACUACCAGAUGCUCACACUGGGUGGCGACGCAGAGCUGGAGCUGGUGGACAGCUUGGACCCCUUCUCUGAAGGCAUCAUGUUCAGCGUCCGUCCUCCAAAGAAGAGCUGGAAGAAGAUCUUCAACCUGUCAGGAGGGGAAAAGACGCUCAGCUCACUGGCUCUGGUGUUUGCUCUGCACCACUACAAACCCACACCACUCUACUUCAUGGACGAGAUCGACGCUGCUCUCGAUUUCAAGAACGUCUCUAUCGUGGCCUGUUACAUUUAUGAGCAAACAAAGAACGCUCAGUUUAUCAUCAUCUCCCUGAGGAACAACAUGUUUGAGAUCGCUGAUCGCCUCAUCGGCAUCUACAAGACGCACAACACCACCAAGAGCGUGGGGAUCAACCCCAAGACCAUCGUUUUCAAAGAGCAUCAGGCUGUCACUGCUUAAACCUGAAGAAGCUCUCUGAUCAGUUUUACUGUUUGUUUUUUUCACAUCCUGUGUAAAUAUUUUUUAAUCUUUUUUUUUUUGCCUCUCUACAAUAAAAUGCUGCUAUUCUAUAUUUCUACGUGACCUAAUAAAUGUUUUCUGAAGAGA
This is a messenger RNA of Notolabrus celidotus (New Zealand spotty), 4648 nucleotides long. RefSeq names its product structural maintenance of chromosomes 4 (gene smc4). The coding region runs from base 605 to 4501 and encodes 1298 amino acids. Gene Ontology annotation, biological process: mitotic chromosome condensation. The transcript is spliced from 24 exons. Gene Ontology annotation, cellular component: chromosome. Gene Ontology annotation, molecular function: protein binding; ATP binding; ATP hydrolysis activity. The record is from RefSeq and is a predicted model, not a curated record. NCBI's taxonomy places the organism in Eukaryota, Metazoa, Chordata, Actinopteri, Labriformes, Labridae.